UUUCUGUAGCAAUCUCCUUGUCAAACAUGCCGUCGAAACCACUUGUCAAGAUAUGCGGUGUGCGGACAGUCGAGGCAGCAGUGACGGCGGCGGAGGCAGGGGCGGAUAUUAUCGGCAUGAUUUUUGCCCCUUCCCCGCGUCUUAUUGAUGUCUCGACUGGACAAGCCAUUGCACGGGCAGUCAAGCAAGCAUCUGGCGAUUCAGCUGACAUCGUCCACGUCAAGCACAUCCACGAUGGCAUCUGCGAGAACGCGACAGCGGCCGAGUUUUUCACCACGAGCGGGGCCAAGAUCCUAAAGUCCCGCAAGGGGCCGCUGUUGGCGGGUGUGUUCCAGAACCAGCCCUUGGAGCAUAUCCUUGCGGUGGUCGAGCAGGUGCCUCUGGACUUGGUGCAGCUGCACGGCACCGAGCCGAUCGAUCUGGCCAGGGAGAUCCCAGUGCCAGUGAUCAAGGUGUUCCAUGUCGACGAUACAUUCUCGGUGGAGGAUUCCGAUUUGUUCAAGACGUUCCGGCACUCGGUUGUGCUGCUAGACACUAAGGUUGCGGGCACCACUCAGCAGGGCGGGCGGGGAGUGAGCUUUGACUGGACAAUCGCACGCCGGCUGGCGGACAGCGGGCUGCCGUUCAUAAUGGCUGGCGGUCUAACACCAGACAAUGUGAGGGAGGCGGUGGAUGUGGGCAGACCAUGGGGAGUUGAUGUGUCGAGUGGCACUGAGACGAACAAGGCCAAAGACCCAGCCAAAAUUACAGCGUUUGUCGCCAAUGCCAAACAAUGAGCUACGGGGGUAUAUUAGAAUUAGUGAGUAAGGAAAGGAUUUAUAGAGUGUGUAUAGUACACAUGGGUGUGGAUUGGGGGUGUCUAGCUGAAGGCCUGGGCGCUGUGGUGCCA
Molecule: messenger RNA, 889 nt
Organism: Linderina pennispora
Lineage: Eukaryota; Fungi; Kickxellomycota; Kickxellomycetes; Kickxellales; Kickxellaceae
Product: PRAI-domain-containing protein
Exons: 1
Coding region: 27-776 (249 amino acids)
Biological process (GO): L-tryptophan biosynthetic process
Molecular function (GO): phosphoribosylanthranilate isomerase activity
Source: RefSeq, a predicted model, not a curated record